AUGGCACCAAAGAAGAAAGCAGAUCAAUCCGAGAAAUCGAGGCAAGGCAAGAAGUCGGAGCCGCCUAAGAAAGUGGACCAACCCAAGAAAACAGAACAAUGUAAGAAGAAGGCGCAGCCCAAAAUACCGGAGCAGCUCAAGAAAUUGGAACCAUGCAAGAAAUCGGGGCAAUCUAAGAGCCCGGGGCAACCUAAGAUACCAGAACAGCCUGAGAAAUCAAAGCACCUUAAGGAGUCGGAACAGUCUACGAAACCAGAACAGAAGCUGAAGAACCCAGAGCAGGAAAAGCCAAAAGAGGUGAAGAAAUCAGAACAGGCUGUGGACCAGCUUGGUCCACAGACUGCGUCAUGCCAAGCCCUCAUUCGCACAGCCUGUCCUCAAUAUCUCACGUCUGAGGAAUUCGAGCAGAUAAUCAUACAGUUCAAAAGUUGCCCAUGGCAGGAGAAUAAGCAGGUGUUAUGGAGCGGGUUGAUGAAGGAUCAGGUUCAAGAAUGGGCAGCUCGACGAGGGAUGCAGACGCUCACCACCGCCAUGGGACCAUUGAUGGACUCGAACAAUCCCCUAUGCUUGCGACAAACGAAAAGCUCCUGCGCGUGGUCAAAGUAUAUCAAAGGCGCUUCUCUUGUCUUUGCAUGGCGUAUUUCUCAAGGCUCAUACACUACUGUCCUGACUCCCCCACCGCCAGAACGGUUUCAUCCAGACGGUCUGACCAACUGGCAAGACAUAGAAGAGCCCGUCCUGAAGGGUCGUCUAGGCACUCCGACGUCAUGUGCAAUCUUGCUAGUUCAUCCAGCUGUCCAAGAAGCUCAAAACUUCCGCUACCAGGUAUGGCCGGUAGACUACACAGAUGAAUGGCUUAAGAGAUUCAAGGUCAAUCAAGCCUCGAUUCGCACCUGGAGAACUAUAUCUAAAUUAAGAGCCCACACAUCAUGGAUGGUCCCUACUGACGAGCCACUCCAGUCAGCGGAUACGAUCAAGUUGAGCAACACGUGCAAACCCAAUGCCGUACCACUAGCCAACACAGCUUCGAGGGAUGAUAAUGCCUCCGCAGAUCCAAGAUAUCUUCUACAAAGUCAAAUAAAAAUGCCUGAAAGUGGAUUGAGUGGAGAGAAGAGACUAGCUACGCCACAAGUCACCAAAGCUUCAGGCACUACGAUGCCUCCUCCCAGCCCGACACCAUCUCUACAAAGCCAACAGAGCAGACGUCGAGUUGGAGUUGAUGCAGUAACUCAGACUAUCCAAGUCUCAUUCCCUGGGUCACAAAUCGUCAACAUCUCAAGCGAUGAGGCCCUACCCCCUGCUCCAGGAGGCCAGCCGCAAAGCCAAAAGGGCAUGGGUCAGACUGAAGCAGGUACAGAGACGAGCCCGGCCGUACCCAAGGUCAGUUAG
This is a messenger RNA of Colletotrichum scovillei, 1389 nucleotides long. RefSeq lists its product as uncharacterized. The record is from RefSeq and is a predicted model, not a curated record. The coding region runs from base 1 to 1389 and encodes 462 amino acids. Lineage: Eukaryota; Fungi; Ascomycota; Sordariomycetes; Glomerellales; Glomerellaceae. The transcript is spliced from 2 exons.